UCCCGGGCUUGGAGCGGCUUCACUAAGUGGAGGAAAAUCCUGCCACCGGGAUAUUGAUCACAUAGCACCGAGGGACAAUCUGGGUUGGUAUUUUUGGGGUUGUGUUUACAAAGUCAUAAGUACCUUGCAGAGCAUGACGAUCAGAGUGAUAAUUCAGUAGCCAGACCUUCUGGAAGAGAUGAGACUCGCAUUUUGUGGUAACGACAAUGCCUCAGCCUACAACAUCAGUGCUGGUGUCCUCAGGAAUGUCUGUUUUGUGGAUGCCCUCAACUUGGUCCCUCAUGUUUUCCUGCUGUUUAUCACCUUCCCAAUUUUAUUCAUUGGCUGGGGAAGCCAGAGCUCCAAAGUGCAAAUUCACCACAAUACCUGGCUUCACUUCCCUGGGCACAACCUGCGGUGGAUCCUGACGUUCACCCUGCUGUUUAUGCAUGUGUGUGAGAUAGCAGAGGGGAUUGUUUCUGACACACAAAUGAAAUCUCGCCACCUGCAUCUCUUUCUACCAGCUAUAAUGGGAUUUGUGGCUGCCACUGUAUCCAUAGUCUAUUACCAUAAUAUUGAAACAUCCAACUUUCCAAAGUUACUGUUGGCCUUGUUCCUUUACUGGAUAAUGGCCUUUGUUACAAAAACCAUCAAGCUUGUCAGAUACUGCCAGGAUGGGGUGCCUUUUUCUCAGCUGCGUUUCUGCAUCACUGGAAUCAUGGUCAUCCUCUAUGGGCUGCUGAUGGCUGUGGAGAUCAAUGUCAUCCGAGUCAGGAAGUAUGUGUUUUUCAUGAACCCUCAGAAAGUGAAGCCUCCAGAGGAUCUGCAGGAUCUGGGAGUGAGGUUCCUGCAGCCAUUUGUCAAUUUGCUCUCAAAGGCAACUUAUUGGUGGAUGAACACACUCAUUAUUUCUGCACACAAGAAACCUGUGGACCUGAAGGCAAUUGGGAAGCUCCCAAUUGCAAUGAGAGCACUGACAAAUUAUGUCUGUCUCAAAGAAGCCUAUGAAGAACAAAAGAAAAAGGUGGAGGAUCAUCCCAACCGGAGUCCCUCCAUUUGGUUGGCCAUGUACAGCGCUUUUGGACGGCCAAUCCUGCUCAGCAGCACAUUCCGCUACCUGGCCGACCUGCUGGGCUUUGCUGGGCCACUCUGCAUUUCUGGCAUUGUUCAGGGCUUCCAGAACACAACCAAUAAUACAAAUACCACAGAAAAGGUGAAGGAUCCAUCAAACUCCUACCUUUCAUCAGAGGAAUUCCUCAGGAAUGUUUAUGUCUUGGCAGUCCUUCUGUUCCUGGCCCUUAUUCUGCAGAGAACAUUCCUGCAGGCCUCUUACUAUGUGACUACAGAGACUGGCAUCAACCUCCGGGGUGCCUUACUGGCAAUGAUAUAUAAUAAGAUCCUGAGGCUUUCUACAUCCAAUUUGUCCAUGGGAGAGAUGACACUGGGACAAAUCAAUAACUUGGUUGCCAUAGAAACCAACCAAUUGAUGUGGUUCUUGUUCCUGUGCCCCAAUCUGUGGGCAAUGCCUGUCCAGAUAAUAAUGGGUGUGAUCCUCCUCUAUAACCUAUUGGGAGUGAGUGCCUUGGUCGGGGCUGCUGUCAUUGUGCUCUUAGCCCCCAUCCAGUACUUCAUAGCCACCAAGCUGGCUGAGGCUCAGAAAAGCACUCUUGACUAUUCUACUGAGAGAUUAAAGAAAACCAAUGAGAUACUCAAAGGCAUUAAGCUAUUAAAGCUGUAUGCCUGGGAGCACAUAUUUUGUACAAGCGUGGAAGAAACGAGAAUGAAAGAGCUCACCAGUCUCAAAACCUUUGCACUUCAUACGUCUCUUUCCAUUUUUAUGAAUGCAGCCAUACCAAUAGCAGCUGUUCUUGCAACCUUUGUGACUUAUGCAUACACCAAUGACAAGCCAUUGCAGCCUGCCCAGGCAUUUGCAUCCCUUUCACUGUUCCACAUUCUGGUCACACCUCUGUUCCUGCUGUCCACCGUGGUUCGUUUUGCAGUCAAGGCCAUCGUGAGUGUGCAGAAGCUGAAUGAGUUUCUCCUGAGUGACGAGAUUGGAGAUGACAGCUGGAGAGGGGGGGACAGCUCUGUACCUUAUGAAUCCUGUAAGAAGCACACUGGACUUCACACCAAGGCCAUCAAUAGGAGGCAGCCCCUGAGGUAUCAGCUUGAAAGCUACGAGCAGCCAAAAAGGAAGCACACACGACCUCUGGAGAUUGAUGAUGUGGCCAUUAAGGUGACCAAUGGAUACUUUUCAUGGGGAAGUGGUUUAGCUACACUGUCCAACAUAAACAUUAGAAUCCCAACAGGUCAGAUGACAAUGAUUGUGGGCCAAGUUGGCUGUGGCAAGUCUUCACUUCUCCUUGCUAUAUUGGGAGAGAUGCAGACCCUGGAGGGAAAAGUUCACUGGAGCAAUGUAAAUGAAAUGGAACCUUCUUUUGAAGCAUCCAAAAGUAGGAACAGGUACUCCGUGGCUUAUGCAGCUCAGAAACCGUGGCUGCUCAAUGCCACCGUGGAGGAGAACAUCAUCUUUGGCAGUCCCUUUAAUAAGCAGAGGUACAAGGCUGUUACAGAUGCCUGUUCUCUGCAGCCUGAUAUUGACUUACUACCAUUUGGUGACCAGACAGAAAUUGGAGAAAGGGGGAUUAAUUUAAGUGGAGGCCAACGACAGAGAAUCUGUGUUGCUCGAGCACUCUACCAGAACACCAACAUUGUCUUCUUGGAUGACCCAUUCUCUGCACUGGACAUUCACUUAAGUGAUCACUUAAUGCAGGAAGGGAUUUUGAAGUUUCUGCAAGAGGACAAGAGGACUCUUGUUCUAGUGACACAUAAAUUACAAUAUCUGCCACAUGCUGACUGGAUCAUAGCAAUGAAGGAUGGAAUGGUGCUUAGAGAAGGGACACUAAAGGACAUCCAAAACAAGGAUGUUGAGCUAUAUGAACACUGGAAAACUCUGAUGAAUCGCCAAGAUCAAGAGCUGGAAAAGGAUAUGGAAGCUGACCAGACAACUCUUGAGAGAAAAACCCUUAGAAGGGCCAUGUACCCCAGAGAAUCUAAGUCACAACUGGAAGAUGAAGAUGAAGAGGAGGAAGAGGAAGAAGAUGAAGAUGAUAACAUGUCAACUGUCUUGAGGCUCAGGACAAAGAUGCCAUGGAAAACCUGUUGGAGAUAUCUAACCUCUGGAGGAUUUUUCUUGCUCUUUCUGAUGAUUUUCUCCAAGCUGUUGAAACACUCAGUUAUUGUGGCCAUAGAUUAUUGGCUUGCUACAUGGACAUCCAUGGACAAUGCAAAUGAAGCCAGGAAUACUGAUGAGGAUAAGAGCACAGAGAAGGCUUAUCAUGUAGCUGUCUUCAGCAUCCUCUCCGGAGCUGGGAUUAUCCUUUGCCUCAUCACAUCCCUGACUGUGGAGUGGAUGGGCCUCACAGCAGCCAAGAACCUACACCACAAUCUCCUCAACAAGAUCAUCCUUGGACCAAUCAGGUUCUUUGACAUGACUCCACUGGGGCUAAUUCUAAAUCGCUUCUCUGCUGAUACAAAUAUCAUUGAUCAGCACAUCCCUCCCACACUGGAGUCUCUGACCAGAUCCACCUUGCUCUGCCUGUCAGCCAUUGGGAUGAUCUCCUAUGCCACUCCAUGGUUCCUUGUGGCCCUCGUGCCCCUGGGCAUAGCAUUUUAUUUUAUCCAGAAAUACUUCAGGGUUGCUUCCAAGGACCUCCAGGAACUUGAUGACAGCACCCAGCUCCCUCUGCUGUGUCACUUCUCUGAGACAGCUGAAGGCCUUACCACCAUCAGAGCAUUCGGGCACGAAGCCAGAUUUAAACAACGUAUGCUGGAGCUGACGGACACAAACAACAUUGCCUACUUAUUUCUGUCAGCUGCCAACAGAUGGCUGGAGGUCAGGACGGAUUACCUGGGUGCUUGUAUUGUCCUGACUGCUGCUGUCACUUCCAUCACUGAAGGGCCACACUCGGGGUUUGUGGGGCUGGGUCUCCUGUAUGCUCUGACGAUAACCAACUACCUGAACUGGGUAGUGAGGAAUCUGGCUGAUCUGGAAGUGCAGAUGGGUGCAGUGAAAAAAGUACACAGCUUCCUGAACAUGGAGUCAGAGAACUAUGAAGGCUACCUGGAUCCCUCUCAAGUUCCCAAAGACUGGCCCCAGGAGGGGGAAAUCAAGAUUGAAAAUUUGUGUGUUCGCUAUGAAAACAACCUGAAGCCUGUUCUGAAGCAUGUGAAGGCCUAUAUCAAACCAGGACAAAAGGUUGGGAUCUGCGGUCGUACUGGCAGCGGCAAGUCCUCCCUGUCCUUGGCGUUCUUCAGAAUGGUGGACAUUUUUGAUGGGAGGAUAGUAAUUGAUGGGAUAGACAUCAGCAAAUUGCCUCUGCACACGCUCCGGUCCCGGCUCUCCAUUAUUCUCCAGGACCCAAUCCUGUUCAGUGGCUCCAUCCGCUUUAAUUUGGAUCCCGAAUGCAAAUGCACUGAUGACAGACUCUGGGAAGCUCUGGAGAUUGCUCAGUUGAAGAACAUGGUCAAGUCAUUGCCAGGAGGCCUUGAUGCCAUGGUCACAGAAGGAGGGGAAAACUUUAGUGUGGGGCAAAGGCAGCUCUUCUGUCUGGCCCGAGCCUUUGUCCGCAAGAGCAGCAUCCUCAUCAUGGAUGAAGCCACAGCAUCUAUUGACAUGGCCACAGAAAACAUCUUGCAGAAGGUUGUGAUGACUGCCUUUGCUGACCGCACUGUUGUAACAAUAGCACAUCGCGUGUCUCACAUCUUGGAUGCCAAUAUUAUCCUAGUCCUUUCUGGGGGCUUUCUAGUUGAAUGUGACACUGCCUCAAACUUACUCCUCAAAGAGGACGGCCUGUUCACCACUUUGGUGAAGACUCACAAGUAGACUCUCAGUCCACACUGUUUACAGGACUUCUGGCUCUUUGGUAGUUAUUUUUACCUCUUUAGUCUCCUUUCACUCUGCUUCCUUUCUACUGCACAGCUUCUGAGAGGACAGUGCAAGAAGGUGUUUGUUGUGUGGUUCCCGGGUUUGUUUAAUUUCAUGACUAUUUAUGUUGAUCAUACCUAAAUCUUAGACAUGCAGCUGACAUUACAACUACCAUGUCAAGGUAAUCCAGCCCAUGAAGUGAUCUCUGACUUUCCGCUUGUGUAGUGAAAUAUCACACUUUUAAGAGGUCAUCUCAUCUAUACCUGACUGGCUGUAUUCAUAUGGCCUUCAAAUUAAACUCAAACUGAUUUCAAACCUGUAGCCUAUGGGAUUAUACUGUUGCCUGGAGUGCACUCAAAUUAGAUCUCAGGGGGAUUUGCAGAAGGCAACAGCCCAGGGGUGCCCUGAGAUAGAUGGAGAGCAGACUGCUGGGGUGCAGAGAACAAGGAGCAGAACAGGAUUCUAAGCCAUCUGACAGUGCAGGAUGCUUCUCAUCCCUAUUUCCCACAGGGGAAGAUGUGUUUCAGUGGGGCCAUAGGAUUUAUUCCAGCAUCUGUGCUGCCCAUAAUGGCAAAAGGUUAAGUUCAUGCUUAAGUAUUUUCAGGCUUGGUGGCAGAGGCUGUCAAGUAAUUGAAGAUCUCUACAGGUUAAAGUACAAGGAUCUAUUCCAAAUAUCACUGUGAACAAGGACAGCCUUUCCCUGAUGGGGUUUGCCUUGCUUGAGGCCCAUUAGUGAGAAUUAUCCAAAUGAAAACCUCUGUUUGCUUUCCUUCGUGGCAGCACCGGGUUCACACCAUCCUCACUGCAGACCUGGUCAUCGUCAUGAAGCGAGGGAACAUCCUGGAAUAUGAUACUCCUGAGAACCUGCUUUCCCAGGAAGAUGGCAUCUUCGCUUCCUUUGUCCGGGCUGACAUGUGAACAGC
Messenger RNA from Poecile atricapillus (Black-capped chickadee), 5829 nucleotides. RefSeq names its product ATP-binding cassette sub-family C member 9. Lineage: Eukaryota; Metazoa; Chordata; Aves; Passeriformes; Paridae. The transcript is spliced from 40 exons. Gene Ontology annotation, cellular component: membrane. Gene Ontology annotation, molecular function: sulfonylurea receptor activity; ATP binding; ABC-type transporter activity. Bases 179 to 4864 code for a protein of 1561 amino acids. The record is from RefSeq and is a predicted model, not a curated record. Gene Ontology annotation, biological process: potassium ion transport; transmembrane transport.